UCAGUUUUCUCUAACCUUCAUCUUCACAGAAAAAAAGAAUGACGAAGAUGAGCUACAAUGAUGAGAGAAAGCCGCACGCUGUGUUCACUCCAGUGCCAGCACAAGGCCAUAUCAACCCUUUGUUAAAACUAGCGAAGCUGUUUCACCUCAGAGGCUUUCACAUAACUUUUGUACACACUGAGUACAACUACAAACGCUUGCUCAAAUCAAGGGGUCCUAAUGCCCUUGAUGGCCUACCAGACUUUAGAUUUGAGACCAUCCCAGAUGGUCUGGAUGAUGAUGAUGGUGAUGUUACUCAGCAUGCACCCUCUCUUUUUGACUCUAUCAGAAAGAACUUCCUCCAACCCUUUUGCAACCUUCUUCAUAGACUUAACCACUCUGCAACUGCUGGUCUCAUUCCCCCAGUUACAUGCUUAUUUUCUGACGGUUGCAUGCCCUUCACUAUACAAGCUGCACAACAAUUUGGACUCCCUAACGUUAUCUUCUGGCCUGCUAGUGCCUGUUCAUUCUUGUCUGUCAUCAACUUUCCUACUCUUGUCCAGAAAGGUCUCACACCACUCAAAGAUGAGAGUUAUUUGACAAAUGGGUAUUUAGACACCAAUGUGGAUUGGAUCCCUGGAAUGCAGAACUUCAGGCUGAAGGACUUUCUUGACUUUAUAAGGACAACGGAUCUAAAUGAUGCGAUGUUACAAUUUUUCAUUGAAGUUGCAAAUGGAGUGGAUAGAAACGCUACUUUUGUUUUUAAUACUUUUGAGGGCCUUGAGGGUGACGUAAUCAAUGCUCUAUCCUCUAUGUUCCCUUCUCUCUAUACGAUUGGUCCUUUCCCUUUAUUAUUAAAUCAAAGUCCACAUAACCACUUGGCAUCUUUAGGUUCCAAUCUUUGGAAAGAAGACACUGAGUGUCUUGAAUGGCUUGAAUCCAAGGAACCUAGAUCCGUGGUUUAUGUGAACUUUGGCAGCUUCACAGUUAUGUCUGAAGAACAACUCUUGGAGUUUGCUUGGGGUUUAGCCAAUAGCAAGAAACCCUUUAUGUGGAUCAUUAGGCCUGACCUUGUCAUUGGUGGAUCCGUGAUUUUGUCAUCUGAGUUUGUGAAUGAAACAAGAGACAGAAGCCUAAUAGCAAGUUGGUGCCCACAAGAGCAAGUGUUGAACCAUCCUUCAAUUGGUGGAUUCUUGACUCAUUGUGGAUGGAACUCAGCCACUGAAAGUGUUUGUGCUGGAGUGCCAAUGUUGUGUUGGCCAUUUUUUGCAGAUCAUCCAACAAACUGUAGAUAUAUUUGCAAUGAGUGGGAAAUUGGGAUUGAAAUUGAUACCAACGUGAAGAGAGAGGAGGUGAAGAAGUUGGUCAAUGAGUUAAUGGACGGGGAGAAGGGAAAGAAGAUGAGACAAAAGACCAUGGAGUUGAAGAAGAAGGCAGAAGAGGAAACCAAGCCCGGUGGUUGUUCAUACAUGAACUUGGACAAAGUAAUUAAGGUGUUGCUUAAUUAGACCAUCAGAUUGAAGGCUUAUUAUUUUUAUAAUGCUUUAGUUUUUUAUCCAUUAUCAAACUCAGUACCAUGAGAAUUUUCAAUAAUUCAGUCAACCAACUGAGUUAAAUCACUUUAGUUAAUUUAGUUUACUGUGAUAGUUCAUUGAUCUUCUAUAGAAUUUGUUGCAUUGUAAAAAUAAUGCACUAGUUGCAGGUGCUAGUUUGUGUUUUCUUUUUAGUUGUAUGUAAUGUAAUAUCUUCGUCUUGACA
Molecule: messenger RNA, 1737 nt
Organism: Cajanus cajan (pigeon pea)
Lineage: Eukaryota; Viridiplantae; Streptophyta; Magnoliopsida; Fabales; Fabaceae
Product: 7-deoxyloganetin glucosyltransferase
Molecular function (GO): quercetin 3-O-glucosyltransferase activity; quercetin 7-O-glucosyltransferase activity
Source: RefSeq, a predicted model, not a curated record